This is a messenger RNA of Cajanus cajan (pigeon pea), 1528 nucleotides long. Lineage: Eukaryota; Viridiplantae; Streptophyta; Magnoliopsida; Fabales; Fabaceae. The record is from RefSeq and is a predicted model, not a curated record.
AUGUGGAUGUGGGGUUUAGUCUAGGUUGGGUGUCAUCCUUAAAUUAUGCGCAAACACAUCCACAUCCUGCUCUCAAGAGUCACACACCACUUCCACUUCCACUUUCACUUCCACUUCCACUCUGGCUCUCCCUCCGCCACCGCAGGCCAUGGCGGCCUCCGCCCCUCCUACAGCGCCGCGCCCCAAGCGCCCGCGGCCGCCGUCGGGGCGCACCAACCUGGCCUCCUGCGUGGUGGCCACCAUCUUCCUAAUCUUCAUCGUCAUCGUCAUCCUCAUAGUGUACUACACCGUCUUCAAGCCGCAGGACCCCAAGAUCGCCGUGAACGCCGUACAGCUUCCGUCCUUCUCGGUGGCUAACGGCAGCGUGAACUUCACCUUCUCCCAGUACGCCGCCGUCCGGAACCCUAACCGCGCGGCCUUCUCCCACUACGACAGCUCCCUCCAGCUGCUCUACUCCGGCAGCCAGGUGGGGUUCAUGUUCAUCCCCGCCGGCGAGAUCGACGCCGGGCGGACACAGUACAUGGCGGCCACCUUCUCCGUGCAGUCGUUCCCCCUCUCGGCCCUCUCGGCAUCCCAAAGGCUGAGCCCCAUGCUGCCGAACUAUGACAGAGUGGGCUUCAACUAUGGGCUGAGGGUCCAGCCCACUAUGGAGAUCGAGUCUAAGCUGGAAAUGGCGGGGCGUGUUCGAGUCUUGCACUUUUUCACACAUCGCGUUUACGCCAAAGCCGGUUGCAGGGUUGCCAUUGCCGUAUCCGAUGGAUCUGUCUUAGGUUUUCACUGCUAAUCAUCACUGUGCAUUGUAAUUGUAAAAACAUCAUUUUUUACUUUCCUCCAAUUGGGAAAUUCUGCUUCUUCUUAGUAAUUAAUUUUCAUGAUAAUGUAUGUCUAUGGGUGGGGCUUUAUUGGUAUAAUAAGUUAAAGGUUAAGUAAAGGGUUUUGGGGGAGGCAGAAAGUGGAGAGGAAUGAUGAGUUUGAAAGGAAGGUCUUUUUGGCUUUUGGGGAGGUUAAUUAAUUGUGGGUUAAGUAAAGUUGGAUACCAUGCUUGAUAGGGAUACUAAUUUGACUAUGGAAAAGGAAAAGAGGGUGGUACCCUUGGCUUGUGGGGUAGGGCCGGGUAGUCCUAAAAUUAUCGGGAAAUGCGGCUCUUUUUGGGGAAGUUGAUUUAUGGUGUUGUUGGAUACCAAGUAAUUAUAUAUUUUCCUUUUGCAAGAGUAAGAGGGAAAUGGCAUCUUGAGAAACCAACUAAGAUAGAAAUGGAGUGCCACGUCUAACUGUGCAACUAUCGACAUUAUAUCUGUUUUUUACUUUAUUUGUUUAUGUUAGUUGGACUCGUAUGUCACUAUUGAAAUGGGCAUCAACUCAAUACAAUCUCAAGCGAACAACGUCAAAGCCAAAAUGGACAUGGGUUUUCGAUGAAGUUCAAGCUCAUUCAACAAUGCAACGGAUUAAUAGGAUGUGAUCAUUUGUUCACUUUUACUAUAUUAAUUAUACAAGAUAAUUUUUUAAAUAUUAUUUUUAAUUUUUAAGA